This is a messenger RNA of Aspergillus tanneri, 1449 nucleotides long. Its product is annotated as Cupin domain protein. The record is from RefSeq and is a predicted model, not a curated record. The transcript has 4 exons. Gene Ontology annotation, molecular function: centromeric DNA binding. Gene Ontology annotation, cellular component: kinetochore. Lineage: Eukaryota; Fungi; Ascomycota; Eurotiomycetes; Eurotiales; Aspergillaceae. Gene Ontology annotation, biological process: kinetochore assembly; spindle attachment to meiosis I kinetochore; attachment of mitotic spindle microtubules to kinetochore. Bases 1 to 1449 code for a protein of 482 amino acids.
AUGGCUCCUCGUGGGCCCACAAAAGCCCGCGACUAUGAUUACUCAAAUGUUGGCAAAACCGGAAGGCGCACAGGGAUCACCUUAAAGGAGGGCAAGCGUGACGAGCAUGGAAUGGAAGACAUUGAAGGGAUGUGGUCGUCUCCUGAGAGAUCUCCUUCGCCAGAUAAUGGAGUCAAUGAUAUGAACGAUGCUUCGAUUGGCUCGGAUGGGAUGUCAAUGGACGAGGAUAACGCCCUCGGCCCGGCAGAUUUUCUCGGUGGUGUAAAUGGUAGCCGCGGAUCUUAUCACCUACCUCCUGUUGCUCGUUCGCCUAUGAAGUCUGGCUUAACUGGGUCACCGCGGAGAACCCCCGGCUUGCGAUCUUCGCAAAGCCCGCAACCUGAUAUCCUCUCCUCUAGCCCCUCUGACGGCAAGAGCUUGGGAAACACAAAGGGGGACUCUCGGCAAGAUGUUUCUCCUCUUACGAACCGUUCUAUAAAUGCGCCCUCUUUAAAUGGCACGCGAACCAAGGGUAACAAAACAUCAGAGCCACCAAUUCCAUUGACCUUUUCGGACAGCGACGCGAACAGCCCAUUCAAUGGAGAUGAAAAUGCAGGUAUUUUCGAACAGAUCCAGAAUGAGUUUGUGGACAGCUUUAACACCAACAAUAAUGCCAUUGAAGGCGACCAAAGAGAGGAGAUUGGACAGAACGGCGUCGGCGAAGACUCACACUCAAUUGUAUCUCCUCAAUUAUAUGCUCACAAAUCAGCGAAGACAGUCGCUAAACCUAGAAGAAAUGCACAGGAUGAAGAAGGUGGAGAAGAAGAUACUGUUCGGCGCAAUGUAGCAAAAGUCCAAGAACCAUCACAGAAACGCAAACGCCCAGGGAGACCCCCAAAGAGCCAGGCUAAGGCCAAAGAUGAUACAGAGGAGCAAAGACCAUCGAAGAAAACCAAGACCUUCAACCAAGCUCCGGAGGACCGUAAUUCAUCAGGACACCCUGAAUUGGAGCAGGUUGUUGAAAGCUACGUCAACCGCACAGGACCUUUGAAGGGACGAGGCUUGUAUAUUCUCAAACGAGAAGAACCCACAGGGAGCAGCGCCACACACACUAGAUCAGGGCGUGUAUCGGUUAGACCCCUUGCCUAUUGGAGAAACGAACGGUGCGUUUAUGGUGAUGGUGAGACUUCUGAGGGUCAACGAUAUCCCCUUUCUACGAUCAAAGAAAUCAUCAGAACAGAAGAGCUUGAAACAGGGAAACGAAAGACAGGCAAUCGGCGAAGGAAGCUGAAGUCGAAGAGAAGGCAUGACGAUUCUUCAGAUAGCGAAGAAUACCUCGAUGCUUGGGAAAAGGAAGGAGGAGUUCUACAUGGAUACAUACGGAAAUGGGACCCAGAGGUCCAGACAAGUGCAGAAGAUGAGGAAAUAACAUCGCGUACGCCCCUUCUGGAAUGGAAACUAGAGAUGUAA